Messenger RNA from Daucus carota subsp. sativus, 2583 nucleotides. Its product is annotated as sulfite reductase 1 [ferredoxin], chloroplastic-like. The transcript has 8 exons. Gene Ontology annotation, cellular component: chloroplast stroma; sulfite reductase complex (NADPH). Gene Ontology annotation, molecular function: 4 iron, 4 sulfur cluster binding; heme binding; sulfite reductase (ferredoxin) activity. Lineage: Eukaryota; Viridiplantae; Streptophyta; Magnoliopsida; Apiales; Apiaceae. The record is from RefSeq and is a predicted model, not a curated record. Gene Ontology annotation, biological process: sulfate assimilation. Bases 166 to 2247 code for a protein of 693 amino acids.
AACCAACAUACACACAUACAUAAUGCUGUGAAAAUUACACAUAAUUACACCCACCCAUCUCUCUCUCUCUCUCUCCCCCUCUCUCUCCCCUCGCCCGACGCCCUCUCUCCCGUCUCCCGUCUCCCGUCUCUCUCUCUCCCCCUCUCUCCCGUCUCUCUCUCUCGGAUGGCGACGAUUGGAGCAUCAAACACAGCAGCAAUAAAGAAAGACCCAAAUCAUGAAAUUCAGAGGUUUGAUGGGGUGAGGAAGACGAGCUUUUGUUCGAAUUCACUUCUUUUGCGCAAAAAGAUUCAAUUUUUGCCAACCCCAUAUGCCAACAAUUCUUGUUUCACCAUCAGAGCUGUAUCUACUCCAGUCAAGCCAGAUACGACUGCUCAACCUAAGAGAAGCAAGGUUGAAAUAUUUAAAGAACAAAGCAACUUCAUAAGAUAUCCUCUUAAUGAAGAGUUGUUAACGGAUGCCCCCAAUAUAAAUGAGCCUGCAACUCAAUUGAUAAAGUUCCAUGGAAGCUAUCAACAGACUAACCGAGAGGAGCGUGGUUCCAAGUCUUACUCAUUUAUGCUUCGAACUAAAAACCCUUGUGGGAAGGUUUCAAACAAACUAUACUUGGCCAUGGAUGAUCUUGCAGAUGAGUUUGGAAUAGGCACUCUUCGUUUGACAACAAGGCAAACAUUUCAGCUCCAUGGUGUUCUGAAAAAGGAUCUCAAGACAGUAAUGAGUACCAUCAUCCGAUGUAUGGGCUCAACGCUUGGAGCAUGUGGUGAUCUCAACAGAAAUGUUCUUGCUCCUGCUGCCCCAAUUGUCAAGAAAGAUUACCUUUUUGCGCAACAAACUGCAGAAAAUAUUGCUGCAUUAUUAACUCCCCAGUCUGGUUUUUAUUAUGAUAUGUGGGUGGAUGGGGAGAGAAUUAUGUCAGCAGAACCUCCUGAAGUCACAAAAGCUCGCAAUGAUAAUUCCCAUGGAACAAACUUCACUGAUUGCCCGGAGCCUAUAUAUGGAACACAGUUCUUACCAAGGAAAUUCAAAGUUGCAGUUACCGUCCCAACAGAUAAUUCGGUGGAUUUAUUUACUAAUGAUGUUGGUGUUGUUGUCAUCUCUGAUGACAAUGGAGAGCCUCAGGGAUUUAACAUUUAUGUUGGUGGUGGUAUGGGAAGAACACAUAGGAAUGAAUCAACUUUUGCUCGUCUUGCUGAGCCAUUGGGCUAUGUUCCAAAAGAGGAUAUACUGUCUGCAGUGAAAGCUAUUGUUGUUACGCAACGUGAGAAUGGAAGAAGAGAUGACCGCAAGUAUAGUAGAAUGAAAUAUCUAAUAAGUUCAUGGGGAAUUGAGAAGUUUAAAUCUGUUUUUGAGCAGUACCAUGGAAAGAAAAUUGAGCCCUGCCGUGAGUUGCCUGAGUGGGAAUUUAAAAGUUACUUGGGAUGGCACAAGCAGGGUGAUGGUGGUUUAUUUUGCGGGCUUCAUGUUGAUAGUGGUCGUAUCAAGGGAACAAUGAAGAAGACAUUAAGGGAAAUAAUUGAGAAGUACAACUUGAACGUGCGUAUCACACCAAACCAGAACAUCAUAUUAUGUGAUAUUCGUCAGGCAUGGAAGCGCCCAAUCACCACAGCUCUUGCACAAUGUGGUUUACUGCAUCCUAGAUAUGUGGACCCCCUCAAUUUAACAGCAAUGGCAUGCCCAGCUAUGCCACUCUGCCCUCUGGCAAUAACUGAAGCUGAGCGUGGGAUACCAGAUAUUCUCAAGCGGGUUCGAGCUGUGUUUGAGAAGGUUGGUCUCAAGUAUAAUGAAUCUGUUGUAAUAAGAAUAACUGGCUGCCCUAAUGGCUGUGCUCGUCCCUACAUGGCUGAACUCGGAUUAGUUGGAGAUGGUCCUAAUAGUUAUCAGAUCUGGCUUGGAGGGACACCAAACCAGACAUCUUUAGCAAGAACAUUCAUGAACAAAGUUAAACUUCAAGACCUCGAAAAAGUAUUUGAACCAUUGUUUUAUUACUGGAGAACGAGGAGGCAGUCUAAAGAAUCAUUUGGCGAAUUCUCUAAUAGAAUGGGGUUUGAGAAGCUACAAGAAUUGGUAGACAAAUGGGAAGGUCCACCUCAGUCGUUGGCUCAAUAUAAUUUAAAGCUUUUCGCUGACAAAGAGACAUAUGAGGCUGUGGAUGAACUUGCAAAAAUCCAAGACAAGAAUGCUCAUCAAUUAGCCAUGGAUAUAAUUCGCAAUUAUGUUUCUUCGCACCAAAAUGGCAAAAUUGAGUGAGCCAUAAAGCACGUUUCACUAGGAUGCUAUUAUUGUUGCUAGUCUUGGGAGCCCAGAAAACUUCUUCAACAUCUGCUGUUACUUUUCGGUAACAACGGAUAAUAAUGAGUCUGUUAGCUGCACAUGCAUCCAAAGUCUUUAAGUAAUAUCAUCAACUUUCACCUUCUACAAGGUUGUUUUUAUUUGUUUUGCUUGAAAUUAGUUUGAAACUUGGUUUUUGUAAUAUGCUAAAACUUAGUGUCUGUAAAAGUCUUCGGGAUUAUUGUUUAACAAGUAGUCCAACCUUUAAGGUUUUUCUGUUGGAUGACUGAAGCAAUUAAAUCCAUUUUUAAGUAA